Xyrauchen texanus (razorback sucker) is the source of this 1505-nucleotide messenger RNA. It is a transcript of the gene cytl1, whose product is annotated as cytokine-like protein 1. Gene Ontology annotation, biological process: positive regulation of transcription by RNA polymerase II. The record is from RefSeq and is a predicted model, not a curated record. Lineage: Eukaryota; Metazoa; Chordata; Actinopteri; Cypriniformes; Catostomidae. The transcript is spliced from 4 exons. Bases 131 to 577 code for a protein of 148 amino acids.
CCAGCAGUACACGAGCAUCUGCGCGUUCAGGACAAGUGGUUUCAGUUGCGACGCGCUCUCUCUCCUGUUGAAAUCAAAAGAUUGUGCUUAUCACUGAGACAUCACUGAGACUUAUUUGAGAAAUACUGACAUGAGAGCACACGUGAGACUUAUUUCUUUUAUCUUUAUUGUCAGUUUGAUUUGGUUCACGCGCUGCGCGCCGCCGACAUGUUAUUCGCGCGUGCUGGUACUCAGUAGAGAAAUCACGGAGAUUUUGGACAAAAUUCAUAAAUCCAGUCGCACGAAAACGUGCGCUGAGAUUUUGCCAAAGAUGUUUCUCGAUGUGCACAACUCUUGCAUCACAACAAAGUUGCGAGAUUUCCUGUAUGUGCUUCAGAAUCUGCCCAUUGAAGACUGUAAAGAGAAACCGCGCAUUGGACACCUGAAGCGGCGAGUACAGAUGUUGUACAACAUCAUUAACCGCAUGUGUUAUCGGGAUUUGGUGUAUUUCACAGAUGACUGUGUCGCUCUGGAAACAGGAAACAGCAGUCCUCGAUACACAGAAGACCGACUGCAACUUCUAGAAGAAGAAAACUGAGAAACAAACACUUUCAUUCAAUGCGUCGAGCUCGCAACGACCAUCCCCAAUAUUGAACUAAAACACUUGUGUUGGUUUCAUUCGAUAUGUUGAUAUUAGGACAAAAAUCAUAUGCUGGUUAAGAAUUUUUGUGUUGUUUUUCUGUAAAAAUAUCUAAAAAUCAUCAAAACGAAAAAUGUGAUUGAUCUUGUUUUAGGAACAGCACUGAAUCAGAUAUUUCAUAGUCAAAACAAGUGAACAAAUCUACCAGUGCUGAAGAAGUAAUCCAAAGUAUUUAGAUUACAUUACUGACCUUGAGUAAUCUAACAGAAUACGUUACAAAUGACAUAUUACAGCAUGUAUCCUGUAAUCUGUGGAAAACAUUUGAAAGUAAUCCUCCAAUCCUUGUGUGUAUUUAAACAUUCCACCAGCAAGGGAAAAACAUUCCCACAGGAAAUUUGUGAAAUGCCGGUCGUUCCUCUCAAACCUUUCAAUAAUAAACGGUUGGGUAUUUGCAUGCUGCACUUUGGCUUUUUGAGCACAACAUGUUAUUGAGAUGGUUUGUAUGUUUUACUCUCAGCACACGCUUAAACAUGCAUGACACGCAUGCUGCACAUUGGAAGAAAUCUAUGACCAUCUUAAUUGUCAUUAUUUCUUGUUGUUUGGGAUUGAGAGACUCAUUAUGUAUGUGUAUUUUUAUAUAGCCCUUUUAUAAGUGUACUCGUUCUUAUAAAAUACGAAAAAACGGACAGAAAUGUGAGUUGCAGGGAUGUUUUGAACAGCAACAGAUGGGACGAUGAACACCUGGAAACAAACAUGUGUCAGCGUUUGGCAGUGGAUUUCCAUUAAUCAUGUCACUUAUAGGACUUAUAACCGUUAUGUAAUUGACUGCUCUAUAAAUCAUCUGUAAUAAAUGAACUGCUGCUCAGGGGUUUGGCUUUAUUUUAUG